UCUCCUCCGUCCGUCCGCGGCCUUCCCCCGUCCGCCUCCCUCUAUUACCCCCCUUCCUGUUCCCCUCUCCCCCCUGUGCUUCUCACACACCACCGCGCGCUCACUCUCCAUCGCUCUAGCCUUCUUCUCCUGCGCCCGCCUCUGCACCUCGUACUCCCCUGCACACUCACGCUGUUUUUUCCCCACUUGGCUGUUGGAGCCAGAGGUUGGUGGAGGUGGGGAUUUGGAUUGGAGGCGAGGGAGUUCUUGGCCCCGACGAGAUCGAAGGCGGGCGGGUGCCGCGUCCUCGCGGGGCUCGGUAGAGCGGGAUCGUUCGGAGGUUCUUGUCGCGGCCCGGCCUCCGGAGCCCAUGCUGUGAGCAAAGACGCAGGCUUUGUCGCCCGCGGAAGAGAUCUUGAAGCAGCAGCAGCCGCUGAAGCCGGUGGUGCGGUAGCCUAGCCGAGCAGCGCCCCCGCCCCCGCCCCCAGCGCCGACCGCCAUGGCCGGCAGCGACGAGGUCAACCGCAACGAGUGCAAGACGGUGGUGCCGCUCAACACAUGGGUGCUCAUAUCCAACUUCAAGGUGGCGUACAACAUGCUCCGGCGGCCGGACGGCACCUUCGACCGCAACCUCGCCGAGUUCCUCGACCGCCGGGUGCCGCCCAACGCGCGGCCCGUGGAGGGCGUCUCCUCGUUCGAUCACGUCAUCGACCCGUCCGUCGGCCUUGAGGUCCGCAUCUACCGCGCCGUCGCUAACAACCCCGGCGCCGCCGAGGGCGCGGCUGCGUUCACCCUGCCCAUCCUGGACUUCCUCACCGGCACGCCGUCCCCGGACCCGUUCCCGGUCAUCCUCUUCUUCCACGGCGGCAGCUUCGCGCACUCGUCCUCCAGCACGACCAUCUACGACCACCUGUGCCGCCGGUUCGUGAAGCUGAGCAAGGGCGUCGUCGUGUCCGUCAACUACCGCCGCGCCCCGGAGCACCGCUACCCGUGCGCCUACGACGACGGCUGGACCGCGCUCAAGUGGGCCAUGUCGCAGCCGUGCCUCCGCAGCGGCGAGGACGCUCGGCUCCGCGUGUUCCUCUCCGGCGACAGCUCCGGCGGGAACAUCGCCCACCACGUCGCCGUCCGCGCCGCAGACGAGGGGAUCAAGAUUUGCGGCAACAUCCUGCUGAACGCCAUGUUUGGCGGCACCGAGCGCACCGACUCGGAGCGGCGGCUGGACGGCAAGUACUUCGUCACGCUCCAGGACAGGGACUGGUACUGGAAGGCGUACCUGCCCGAGGACGCCGACCGGGACCACCCGGCGUGCAACCCCUUCGGGCCGAACGGGCGGCGGCUCAAGGGACUCCCCUUCACCAAGAGCCUCAUCAUCGUGUCGGGGCUGGACCUCACCUGCGAUCGGCAGCUGGCGUACGCCGACGGCCUCCAGAAAGAUGGCCUCGACGUCAAGGUCGUGUACCGCGAGAAGGCGACAGUGGGCUUCUACCUGCUGUCCAACACGGACCAUUACCACGAAGUCAUGGAAGAGAUCUCGGACUUCCUCAAAGCUAACCUCUAGUACAUACACAGCUGCUGAUCAAACUCAUCGUCGUCAUCUCGACGCACACUUAUAGCAAUUAGCAAGAUGGUAAGCUUGACUUAUAGUUCUAUCUCUUAUACUGUUGCUGCUUGGGGAUCACCUGAAGUCUGGCGACGGCUAGGCUCAUUGUCUGCCCAUGGCAAGCACACUCAAAAGAGAAGCUACAUGUCUGAUAAAACUCUAAUCAUGGAGACUUUUGUUUCGUCGUCUGAUGAAUUGUUUCGCUAAUAGUUCUGCUGAUCAGCUCGGUGCAAUCUUUGGAUCCCUGAUCUGUGUCCAUGGUUUGCAAGUCCUCCAGUGGUAUGUGACUUGGUUGAUGGAGAGAAGCUUAUUAUUUCGCCUUCGAUCAUCCUCUGCUUAUCCUCAGAGGAGACGAAAUUCUUCUAACAUUCUGUGUACAGUGAUGGAUCAACUCAACAAGAAGGCGGACGGCCUUGUUGUGCUGCUCUGAUGUAGUAGUUUAUACUGGAUUGGAUGGUGCUCACAUUCAUUCUACGUUUCACUUAUGUGAAUCUUCCAAUCUAGGCUAGAGACAUAAAAUUGUACUACCCCUCUUUUGUUUCCCCUCCUAACUGCUGGUCUGGCCUCUCUUGAUGUCGUCCUCUGAUACUUUCUGUAUAAGUACAUGGUGAAUGUGAAUGUGAAGAGGAUGCAUUGCAUAUCA
Messenger RNA from Phragmites australis (common reed), 2225 nucleotides. Its product is annotated as gibberellin receptor GID1-like. Gene Ontology annotation, biological process: positive regulation of gibberellic acid mediated signaling pathway; floral organ morphogenesis; raffinose family oligosaccharide biosynthetic process. Gene Ontology annotation, cellular component: cytoplasm; nucleus. NCBI's taxonomy places the organism in Eukaryota, Viridiplantae, Streptophyta, Magnoliopsida, Poales, Poaceae. The coding region runs from base 479 to 1540 and encodes 353 amino acids. Gene Ontology annotation, molecular function: hydrolase activity; gibberellin binding. The transcript is spliced from 2 exons. The record is from RefSeq and is a predicted model, not a curated record.